This is a messenger RNA of Amblyraja radiata (thorny skate), 1834 nucleotides long. RefSeq names its product copper metabolism (Murr1) domain containing 1 (gene commd1). The coding region runs from base 325 to 696 and encodes 123 amino acids. The transcript is spliced from 4 exons. Gene Ontology annotation, cellular component: endosome. Gene Ontology annotation, biological process: negative regulation of protein localization to cell surface; negative regulation of sodium ion transmembrane transport; regulation of proteasomal ubiquitin-dependent protein catabolic process. The record is from RefSeq and is a predicted model, not a curated record. NCBI's taxonomy places the organism in Eukaryota, Metazoa, Chordata, Chondrichthyes, Rajiformes, Rajidae.
GCAGCGAGCGAGCGGGUGGGCGAUGGCGAUGGCGGCCGGAGACGGAGCCGGACAGGGACAGGGAGAGGGAGAGGCUCUGGCGGCGCUGCUCGGCGGCCUGGCUCAGAUCACGUACUUUCACAACCCCGCUGUCACCGAGCAGCAGCUCAAGGCCGAGCUCUACAACCACCUCUCGCAGCACGAGUUCACACUUCUGCUGGAGAAGAUGACGGGAAUCCUGCGGUUGCUCCUCUGACUAUCUUCAGUGGUUACAGAGCAGAAAGUUUGAGGCAGCUGCUUCCACUGGUGAAUCUUCAGAUAUCAUUGUCAAUAACGUCUGCAGACAUGGACUUUAACCAGCUAGAAGCCUUCUUAACAGCGCAGACCAAGAAACAAAAAGGAAUUACACCAGAUCAAGCUGUAGUUUUAACCAAAUUCUGGAAAAGUCAUAAAGAUAAAAUCCGUGAAUGCCUUAUAAAUCAGAGCAAGUGGGAAAACUGCUUGAGAAAAUUCAGCUGGAGAGUUGACUUGAAGACUCAGUCCAGACACUUGGAUCAAAUUAACACACCAGUUGCUCUCGUGGAGUUGGAACUUGGAAAGAAUGAUCAGGAAACAGAAUUUCUCUGCUUGGAGCUAAAUGAGAACAAAGUGAAUCAACUGCUGAAAAAAUUAACAGAGAUUGAAGAGAGCAUCACUGCGCUGAGCGGCACCAACUGAUGUGGCUGGAGAUGAUGAAAGAGAACAGAUGGCAGUGUCAAUACACAACUGGAACACUAACUAUCCCCAUGGUUUAUGUAAUGCCGGCAUUGCCUGCUUUGUUUGCAAGUGAGUGCGAUUCUGCAUUUACUUUGCACGACUUUCAUCUAUAUCCACUUCCAAAAUAACAAUCAAUCCACAUUAACUCCUCACCAUCUGCUGUUUUUUCUUCUACAACCCCUGUACCGGAUGUGAUUUUGCUUCUUAUCCCCCACACUUUUCAAAAAUCAUGGUUGCAAACUUAUUUAGAAUAAAAAAUUUCAAUUUGAAAUUAAGUUUUCCUGUCCUUAGUUGUUGCAUAUAAUCAGAAAUGUUCUUUGGAUCAAAGUCCCCAACUUUGAUUUGAAAUCUAGAUGACAAGAAUUCUCAUUCAGAAUAUUUCGAAGUGUUUCAUGACAAUUAUAUGAGUUUGUCCAAGACUGGACUUCUGAGCUGAAUCGAUGCGUACUGAUCCAUGUAAAUGUCAUUGGGCUGUGGCUCUGGCACAAGAUGUGGCUUCCUCAGGGAAGCCCUGCAAGUAUCGCUGUCAUGUCUGAAGUUGAACAUUUCAACAAUAAGAAGUUGUAGGUUGAAGUUUAAAAAGAGAAUCAGGUAACCAGUAGAGAAAUACACUUCAUUUAUGAUAGAAAAAUGCAGAAAUUAUUUUAUUAAAAAAAUAUGAUCCUCAUGGAUUCCCAUCAAAAUGUGUUUCAAUAGCUCGUAUUCAUAGUAUAUCAAUUACUCUGCCAUUCAUUAAAAAUGCAUGAUGUUGAUCAUUGUAUUCCUUAUCAUGUCAACUUAAUUAACCAUUUCAUAAUUAAAAUCAUAUUUUGCAAUGUAUGGUAAACUUUAUUCGCCUACAGAUAUGCUAUGUAAAAGCUGUAAUUAAAUAUGACGCCAAAUAUGGUUUUCUGAUUAGUUUUUUAUCUUGUACAGUUAUCGAUUCUCUGGAAUUCGGUUUGAUACCAAGAGUAUUCAGAAAAUAAGCAAAAAUAAUUUUCAAACAGAAGGAAUGAGUUAUAUUCUGGAGUGCUUGUUGUAAAUUAGAUGUGUGCAUGACGAGUCUGUCAUUCACAUUUUUGGCAUCUCAUUUAAUUGAAUAAAAAGUAUUGAAUUGUAA